AGUGAGCCAUAUAUUAGAGCCAAAUGUUUGACUAUAAGUCAAGUGAUUAAAGCCAAGCUAGAAGUAAGUUGUUUCAUACUUGUCUCUAAGACACUCUUUUUUUUCUAUUUCUCCUCACAACACUUGCUAUUUGGGUCCACCACUACCUAUCCAUCAGUGCUUAGCUUGGUGCUUACAUGAGAGCCAAGCUAUCAUCUCUCCCAUAUCUUCUCUCCUUCACAACAGCAUUAGUUUGACUAUAAGCCUUUUAUUAUACAUGCUUUUAAUAGUGAUGAGCUAACCACUACUUACUAUAUGAAUGAGUAAAAAAACUAUAAAGAAACAGUCGACAGCCGGCUUUCUUAUUAUUUUUUUAUUAAAAAUCCCCCCGUGGCAGUACAACUGUACACGUGUAGAUUUACACAAGUUCCGAGACGCAUUCGAGUGCCCUCCAAAACCCAGGCAUAAAUACCGACACCCUGCAAAAAGUGUGUGCAUUUCCCACCAGCUCACUCCACCUCCCACUCCAGUACUCCACUGCUCUACCACCCCGAUCCCGAUGGACGCUGGCCACAGCCAUGGCCAGACGCCGCCGCCGCCGACGCAGUCCUCCACGGAAACCCUGAUGGCGGCGCUCCUCAACGUUCCAGCCGCGCACCUCCCCGGCCUCGCGCGGGCGCUGGCCGCCGACGCGCGCCGGCUGCGAUCCCGCCUCGCGUUCCUCCUGCUCUCCACGCCGCACUUCGCGCGCGCGCUCGCGCGGCUUCGCUCGAUGCCUCUCCCCGCCAAGGCCGCGCUGCUCGGCCGCGCCCUCCUCCGCUCCCUCGUCCUGCUCCUCCCGGCGCUCUGCCCCGCACGACGCCUACCACCACCUCCUUCUCCAGCCGCCCGACCUCGACGCCGCGCUCCUCCUCCUCGCCAUGUGCGACUCCUACUCCCCCGCGGCGCCAGCUCCUCCCCCGUCGACUGGCGCGCGGUGAUCGUGGACGACGUGGUGGCGUCCGCGCUCUCCGUCUCCGGCCUCGGUGCCACGCCCUGGGCCGCACUGUGCCCCUACGUGGACGCGGCCGCCAAGUGCCGCCGGUUCGCGGACGUCGCCGCGGUGGCAGCUGGCAGCGACGGCGGGACGACGACGAAGGACGGCGAAGGGAGCGGGGCCGCGUCGUACGCCGCCGUGCUGGCGCUGCCCCCAGCGGCGGGCGACGGCGCGCCGUGCGCCAUCUGCCGGGAGGAGAUGGUUGCUCGCGGUCGCGGACGCGGCGUGUGCGGGCUCAGGCCGUGCGGGCACCGGUUCCACUGGCGCUGCGCGCUGCGCUGGCUGGCCCGGCGCAACACCUGCCCGUGCUGCCGCGCCGAGCUGCCCGCCGAGGACCCGCUCGCGGAGACGCGGCGGCUGUGGCGGGGCGUCGAGAGGAUGGCGCGCGGCGGGUGAACUGGUGAAGUGUACAUGAACAUGAUCGAUGGGACGCCGACGCACUUGUUGGUUGCUUUCGUCUGUCGCGGUACGUGGUUUCAAGUACUAGUGUCAGAUUCUGGGACGACGGCGAUGGCUCUCCCUGUGGCGCUGGGACCCUGUGGACUGUGGAUCAUACCGAAUAAUGAUGUGCAAUUAUUUUGUAAGAUAAACAAAUAAAACUGUGAAGAACAUGCUUGAGAUUGUCGCUUGCUAAUUGUUGGCCAUA
Messenger RNA from Sorghum bicolor (sorghum), 1661 nucleotides. RefSeq names its product E3 ubiquitin-protein ligase SGR9, amyloplastic. The record is from RefSeq and is a predicted model, not a curated record. Lineage: Eukaryota; Viridiplantae; Streptophyta; Magnoliopsida; Poales; Poaceae. Gene Ontology annotation, cellular component: cytoplasm. Gene Ontology annotation, biological process: protein ubiquitination. Gene Ontology annotation, molecular function: ubiquitin protein ligase activity.